Molecule: messenger RNA, 1176 nt
Organism: Adelges cooleyi (spruce gall adelgid)
Lineage: Eukaryota; Metazoa; Arthropoda; Insecta; Hemiptera; Adelgidae
Gene: Mob4
Product: MOB kinase activator-like 4
Exons: 5
Coding region: 201-899 (232 amino acids)
Cellular component (GO): cytoplasm
Source: RefSeq, a predicted model, not a curated record
GUAUAUUGAUCGGUAUUUCGUUGACAGCGACGCUGAGAUCUGAGUUGUCGUUGAGGAGUGGAAAGUCGGAUUAUGUUAUGGAAGACAAGGCAAUACGUUUUUAAACAAUAAUCGCUGUAAGAUUAUUAUUUCCGAAUUCGAGUGGUACACGUCGACGUUGGCAGAAGAAACACAAUCUUCGAGUUGUUAAAACACUAAAAAUGAAGAUGGCCGAACCAGUUAAAAAACUAUUAAAACGCAAUAAACCGGGCACAAAAGCCAAAUUGUUCCGGAAAUGGCCGGACGAGCCAUUCGAAGAAAUGGAAAGUACACUAGCCGUUCAAGAGUUCAUACAACAACAGAUCCGCAAAGAUCCGAGCAACAUAGAUCUGAUUUUGACUCCACCAGAUUCGCAAGAAGAAGGCGUCUGGAAAUACGAACACCUUCGGCAAUUUUGUAUGGAACUAAACGGAUUGGCGGUCGAGUUACAAAAUGAAUGUCUGCCGGACACAUGCAGCCAAAUGACAUCCACCGAACAAUGGAUUUUCUUAUGUGCGGCCCACAAAACACCAAAAGAAUGCCCGGCAAUCGAUUACACUCGACACACUCUCGACGGAGCAGCUUGUCUAUUAAAUAGUAACAAAUAUUUUCCCAGCAGGGUUAACAUAAAAGAAUCGUCGGUGGCAAAACUAGGAUCCGUAUGCCGCCGCGUGUACAGAAUAUUCUCGCACGCGUUCUACCACCAUCAAGACGUUUACAACAAAUUUGAGAGUGAGACGUAUUUGUGCCAGCGGUUCACCAAGUUUGUCAUCAAGUACAAUUUGAUGGCCAAAGAAAAUUUAAUCGUACCCAUGCCCGAAGCGGUUAUGCAAGGUGGUCGAACUGAAGAGGACGGAACGACGUCGAUCAAAGAGCCUUGAUUCUGCUCUCCUUCGUGCCACGAUAUUCGCUCUUGUCGUAAGUCUUACGCGAAAGUGGCCUGUUGACGUGAUCGGUUAUCUUGUCGGCUCCUUGAUACCUAAAUAAUUUUACAAUAACAAUAAAAUAUAAUAAGUUAAUAUUUGAUGUGAGAUCACGAGAUUUUGCGCGAAAGUCAAACAAAUAUAUUUAAUUAUUAGAAUACCCCAUUUUAUGUUUAUAUAAAUCAUUUUUUUUUUUUUGUAUUACCACACCCAAUAAAAAAAAAUAAAAAACAAC